AUGAAGGAUCUUGGAAAAGCUGCAUUAAUUUUAGGAAUGCAGAUAACUCAAACAAAGGAUAUCAUCAAAGUUGAUCAGGAGAGGUACAUCGAGAUCAAGAAACUUCUCAAGACUUUUAGAAUGGAGUACUGCAAGACAGCAGCAACUCCGGCAGCUGCUGGAUGUCAUUUAAAGAAGUCAGAUCACACGCCUGAUGACAGGAUCCCAUAUCAGAAAUAUCAGAAUCUUAUAGGAUCUCUGAUGUAUUUAGCAGUUUGUACGAGGCCAGACAUAACGCAUGCAGUCAGUACUUUGAGUCAAUUUAAUACUUUCUAUAGAGAAGAACACUGGAUAGGGGCAAAGCGUGUGCUCCGCUACCUAAAAGGAACGAAAUCUCGUGGGAUAGUAAACUUCAAAAGAUGCAGUGCUGACAGAUUCAUCCAAGGAUAUUCAGAUGCAAGUCACGGAGGUGAUGAAGAUAGAAAAUCAUGGACUGGCUACACCUUUUUGGCUCAAGGGGCAGCUGUCUGCUGGCAAAGCAUCAAGCAGAAAACAAUAGCACUAUCAACUGCAGAGGCAGAAUACGUAGCUCUGUCAGAAGCUGCAAGAGAGGCAAUAUUCCUCAGAAUGUUAAUUGCACAAACACCAGGAAGGACGAGGAACUGA
Cydia pomonella (codling moth) is the source of this 645-nucleotide messenger RNA. RefSeq lists its product as uncharacterized. The coding region runs from base 1 to 645 and encodes 214 amino acids. The record is from RefSeq and is a predicted model, not a curated record. The transcript has a single exon. NCBI's taxonomy places the organism in Eukaryota, Metazoa, Arthropoda, Insecta, Lepidoptera, Tortricidae.